AUGUCUUCUGAAAGCUGUCUUAUUUGUCAAAAACCGACUAACUCUUUCAAUUAUGGAAUCUUCUCCUGCAACGCUUGUAAAAUCUAUUUCCGUCGUGUAAUCCUCGGAAAACCUGUUGCAAAAUGCUCUCAUACAGCAUCUAUUCCUUUGACAUGCCGAUUCUGUCGAUUGAAGAAAUGCAUAGAAUCAGGAAUGAGUUUUCAGUCAAGAGAUAUUCAAUCUGAUUGUGAUACACUAACUAAAUGGAUCAAUAACCUCAAAGUCUUAUACACCCAUCGGAAACGCUUAAUUCUGAAUUGCCGCUUCGAUGGAGACCCGACUAUUGAGGAACUCGCUGCUCUUCCAGGUCCACUAGUUUUCCAGUCGAGACCCAAAGACUACAAAAUGGGAAUUCUUGAAUGGGGAGUUCUAAUAGCUCUCUCUACAAUAGAUUAUUUCAAAAAGUUCAACUUUUUCAACUUAUUGGAAUUGAAGGACCAAGUGAUAUUGAUUCAACAAUCAUUUUCUGAUUUUGACACGCUCUCUGGUUCUUUCAAAGCAGUUGAAUUAAAGAAGGCGGAGUUUCUAAAUCCAGAUGGCACUGAUAUAUUUCUGAAAAUGGAUUCUGGAGUCUGUGAAGUUUUGGAGAAUAAUAUAAGAUGUAAAUUGGUCGGGAGAAUGUGUGAAUUAAAGAUUACACUAGAAGAAUUUCUGUUGCUCACUGCGGUUUUCUUAUGUAACCCGGCCUUAUCAGACCUAUCUGCAAAAUCUAUACUAUCAACAUAUCAAAAAGUUUAUACAUCUGCACUACUCCAUUAUUGCAUGAUGACUCAUCAACAAAAUGGCACAACUCGAUUCACUGAUCUACUAUCUUUAUUUCAUUCGGUUAAGAUAGCUCAUCAAGAAAUCAGAACUCAUUAUUAUUUCUGUAUUAUUCAAAAACCAAAUUUGCCAUUUCGUAAUAUGUUUUCUCAUGAAUUUUAG
Molecule: messenger RNA, 963 nt
Organism: Caenorhabditis remanei
Lineage: Eukaryota; Metazoa; Nematoda; Chromadorea; Rhabditida; Rhabditidae
Exons: 3
Coding region: 1-963 (320 amino acids)
Biological process (GO): regulation of DNA-templated transcription
Molecular function (GO): sequence-specific DNA binding; zinc ion binding; DNA-binding transcription factor activity
Source: RefSeq, a predicted model, not a curated record